AUGUCUUUUGUCCCUCGUAUUGAAUUAGAUAUUCAUGAAGAUGAGAGUAUUUUGCCAGUUAACCUAAAACCCCCAUGGCCUUCAGCUUUCUUUAUCAAAUUCUGUGUUGAUCAUUCGAUUAAUGUGUUCUACCCAACAAGAAAUUUCCAAAGUUUUGCAGGUGUUGGAACACAGCUGUGCGAGCUCCUUAUACCAGUUAAAAUAGGGCGAUUAUCUACCAGUGAUCUUGCUCAUAAAUUCUCUUCUGAAAUAGUGAUAACGGCUUUCGAUGCUAGUUUUAAUCACUGGAAGACAGUGCCUGUUGUUGAAAUUAAGGUUGAUCUGUGGCUACAAUACUAUGAAGGAAUAGUCAAGCAUUUUAUAGCAGGCUAUGUGAGUGAAAUCAUGGAGAAAGGAACUAAAGUUGACUUUUCGUCUUUGCAGCUAAUGAAGAGAAUCAAACUGGGUAGGCGCAGUUCAAUGGAACAGUGCAGCAUUUGUUUGGAAAGUUUGGGAGGCGAAGAACCGGCACUUCAGCUGCGAUGUUCACACAUUUAUCGUCCGGGUCGCGUUCGUAAAUGGUUCAAAGAUAGCCCAUCAUGUCCAUUGAGCCACUCUCAUGAUGAGUGA
Dovyalis caffra is the source of this 609-nucleotide messenger RNA. NCBI's taxonomy places the organism in Eukaryota, Viridiplantae, Streptophyta, Magnoliopsida, Malpighiales, Salicaceae. The record is from the annotation of a GenBank genome assembly.